Molecule: messenger RNA, 3912 nt
Organism: Daphnia pulicaria
Lineage: Eukaryota; Metazoa; Arthropoda; Branchiopoda; Diplostraca; Daphniidae
Gene: SIDL
Product: trafficking protein particle complex subunit 10-like
Exons: 20
Coding region: 284-3814 (1176 amino acids)
Biological process (GO): intra-Golgi vesicle-mediated transport; early endosome to Golgi transport
Cellular component (GO): TRAPPII protein complex
Source: RefSeq, a predicted model, not a curated record
ACGACCGGUCAGUCACUCCUCUUUAGUUUUCCUCAUAUUUCACAAAUAUUUUGAUCUAUCAAGAUCAGGACGCGUAUGUUUAUUUAGUUUCUUAACUUCUCUUUCGGCCCAUCUCCGGGCAUUAAAGUUUGGUUCAUCUAACAAACUCCAUUAUUUGAUCGAACAACAACAAAUUGCAAUGAUCACUACUUCGAUAGUUGGAUAGGCGAGAACGAUGAAAUGAAUCUCUGCAACACUUUUAUUGUGUUCUAGAAUCCUCUACAGUCAAUACUGCUAACCUGUCAUGUGCAGGAUGUCUUCUAAAACACAACCAGUUAUUACUUAUUCUGGAGAUACUCAACUCUUCAGCACAUUGGAAUCAGCUACAUCACAAGGUUUACCUCAAGAAACAGUUGAAUGGAAAAGAUCUUAUGGGCGCCCACCAAGAGCAGUCACUUUAAGUGCUUCUUUUCAGCCCUUCAAGAUUGAAAAUGAUGUUUCUAAAGAACUACCAAAAGGUUUUAAAAAGCUUUCAGGAAGCCAAGUCCUUCAUACAUAUUGGGUUGAAUGUCCAGAUGUUGAUACAUACAAAGCUAGUGUACGAGAAAAUAUUCAAGCUUGGUUCACUCAAGUAAAACAAGUGGAAUGUUCAGACUGGCUGAUUAUUUUAGUAGAAACUUCUGAUUCCAAAAAGAGCAAUAAAAUUCUUCCUAGAACCACUGUGUUAGACAAGGUCAAAAAUGACUUUGGAGGGAAAACAACUGAAAGAUGUCUAUCAGUUGUUGAUCCAGUGAAGGGAGAAACAAAGUCUUCAGAAUCUUGGCAAACCUUUCUUUUCCGAUUGAGACAGGCGUUAAUGGCAGCAUUUAGUCGGACGCUUUCGAAGUUUGAAGAAACGGUGCGCACCCAACGAGAACGGCGCAACGAACUGAAUUGGAACUUUUGUAAUUAUUUCUUACUGCAGGAAGAACUUGCAUUCGCAUUUGAAAUGUUGGGGCUCUACGAUGAAGCUUUGGUGCAGUAUGAUGAACUGGACGCUCUGUUCACCCAAUUUGUCCUUAAUUCUGCUGUUGGUGAUGCACCUGACUGGCUUCUGGCAUUUCAAGCAACUCCCAAUAACUGGUCCGGAGUCUGUCUCAAUCCGAAAACCGCUUUUAAUCUUGAAUUACGUCAGAAAAUUCAGGAUCAUAACAUGUCUGUUAUCGACUUUCGUAAUUAUCUGUUUGCUAGGCAGUCAGCACUUUUACUUAUUUCUUCCAAACCAGCCGAGGUUGCUCGGCGGUGUCUGUCUUAUGUCCAGAGCUAUAUGUAUGAACUGAAAUUACUUAACGUCAGUACGGUCGACGGUGCAAUCCCAACUUGGAUUCUGCUGACAUGUCUACAGGUUUUAUCUACUUGUCAAUCCCAUGUAGGAGCUUCUGGCGCGUCCAUGGAGUCUUUUGCACUUCUUUGGAAUAUGGCUAAAGAUAAGCUAUAUGAAUUGGGGCGUAAAUGUGGUCUGCUUCCGGGCGCUUCUGUGGGCAGUGCUGAAUUGCAUUGCGUUGUUACUCUUUCAUCGGGCAUCACAGAUUUCGGGGAUGAAUCAGCCGUCCGUCCCACUCCAGUUGACAAGCUAAAAGAGGCUCUUUCUUCUAGCCAAGCCUUUACCAGGCACUAUUUGGAAUUAAGUGAAUUGGCAAUGGGGACCUUUAAGCAUUGCGGUCGACUGCGAUCCGCUCGCUUGAUUGGCCGAGAUUUAUCUCGUUUUUACCUUCAGCUCGAUCAACCUCAAAAGUCAGUAAGUUUUUUACUGGAUUUGCUGCGAGGCUAUCAAGAGGAGAAUUGGCCUCUUCUGAAAAUUGAUACCCACAUUGAGCUUGCCGAAGUCUUUCUGAAAAUAGGAGACCGAGUCAGGUUUAUUGAAGCAUCUGCGAAUAUUGCAGCCUAUACCGGCUUGAAUUCAGAGACGCGUAUGAAGUAUUUCAAUUAUUUGCUUCAAUCCGCUCAAGACGAAUAUCGAUCGAUCAAUUGUUCUUGCAUGAUUGAUUUAGUCGAUAUGCGUGUAGAUUUCGAUACAAGUUUGGAUGAGCCUUGUUCGGUUUUGUGCGAUUCAACAGUCAGUGCAAACGUGGAAGUGAUAAGUCACUUUCCGGGUCCUGUAAAUUGCAGUGAGGUUACCGUAACAGUCAAAGCGGUUAAGAGUGCUGCAACUGAUGGCAGCAAGUUGUCAAAAUCCGGUGGGAAGAAAUCGUUGACAGAUAAACCCAUCGAACCAGUUGCGAGUGAAAAACCGAACAGCUUUGUAUCGGCUAGAACAAAAAAUCCUUCGUCGAAUGAUUAUAUACCGAUCAAGGAGCAACUUCAUCUUAAGCAAGAUGGCAGUCUGAGCUCGGUCGCACUGGUAUGUCCUAGUGCUCAACAGCUCCUAGGGCGUAAAGUGAGCCAUGGACUUCUUCCAACGGAACUGUCCGUAACCAAGGAAGAAUUCACGCAUAAACUCAGUGUUAAAGAUGUGACGAUCUUACCUGGAGUCAAUAAACUAACACUGACGAUGAAGGCUGAUCAUGAAGGCACUUAUGUUGUUACCCAGUUUGUGGCUUGUAGCCAAAAGCUAGAGUUCAUACACAGUAUAAAUUGCCCUAAACUCAGCCUUACUGUUGUUGAGGUGAUGCCAUCUGUUAUGGUCAUCAAAUCUCGCGAUGAUAUUUUGGCUGGAACUGAACAAGAAGUUGAAUUGGUGAUUCGCACUGGAAGCACGGCUUUUCAAAAUGAGAAAACUCUUCGAUUGUGUUCAUCACGGGGACUGACGAUUCAUUUGCCCAACACUGACACUCCUUUUCAGCGUGAAGUUGACCUCGUCUUGCGUCCUAUAGCCGCUUUUGAAACAGUCACGUUUCCGUUAAAGAUUAUGGCAGAUCUCGGCUUCACCUCAUCCAAAGAAGCGACUUUUGUCGAACAUAAAUUGUCGGUUCAUUGUCCGUGGCUUUCUAAAACUCCACCUCUAUUGGAUCUGCCUCUGAACGUAUACGCUCCUUUUACCGUUCAGUACAAGCUUCACACUGCCUACACCAAAAAGUUUGUCAAUAUCCAUGUCCAAGGUUUGACUCCAUCGAGCCGGGCCUUUGAGUUUCAAAAUCCGAAUGUACUUCUACCUGAUUCGACGUACAAAAAUUCGGCUCUUUCUAAAUUGGAGUGGAAGAAUCUCAACGGCAGCUCUCAAUCAUUGAAAAUAUCUCAAGAGCAACCAGCAAAUUAUCUGUGGGAGUUGUGUGGUGCUCCUGUUCAGUAUGAAAUGCCAUUAUUAAAGGCCGAGUUCUCGGUCGAUUAUCGUCUCGAUGGUAGCGUAGAUUGGAAAAAAUUCUCUUUCAAUUUUGACAUUACCGACUACGCUACCCUGUUUACGGUCCGUUCACGUGUUGAACCAGUAAAAGGAAAUGAUUUCCUUCGAGCUGGAUCACUCUGUCACAUGACAUUGUCAGUAAGUGAUCUACAACAGGCUUCGUCAGCAGCACUCAUGUAUGAAGUGCUAGCUGAUCAGGCUCUAUGGGCUGUCUGUGGACGGACUGCAGGUGUAUUUUCUAUGGAAGGAUCAUCGAAACAUUCCGUUACGCUGGAUGUGAUGCCACUGGUUUGCGGCUUUCUACCUCUUCCGGCUGUUAGAUUGUCGAGGUACAUUCCGGCCGAACAAAAACCCAAAGAUGGUAGUCGAAAACCCGAUCUUGCUGCAGCUUCACUUCCUCGAUUGGAGCCGUUCAGCGCAGGACAAGUUUAUAACUGGAGCAAGGCACAACAAGUUCAUGUACUUGCGGCACCAUCUAAUAAUGGUCCUACAAGCCUUGAUACUUCCACUUCUUGAAAUAUGAAUAUUUUGGUUGCGAAUGGCAAAUCUCAAGUCUAAUUGGGUGUUUGUAUCCAUGACGUGAAUUGUGUAAAAUAAAAACCUUAUUAGAAUUA